Onychomys torridus (southern grasshopper mouse) is the source of this 2700-nucleotide messenger RNA. It is a transcript of the gene Pik3r2, whose product is annotated as phosphoinositide-3-kinase regulatory subunit 2. The transcript is spliced from 16 exons. Gene Ontology annotation, biological process: phosphatidylinositol phosphate biosynthetic process; insulin receptor signaling pathway. The record is from RefSeq and is a predicted model, not a curated record. The coding region runs from base 470 to 2635 and encodes 721 amino acids. Gene Ontology annotation, molecular function: protein binding; 1-phosphatidylinositol-3-kinase regulator activity. Gene Ontology annotation, cellular component: phosphatidylinositol 3-kinase complex. NCBI's taxonomy places the organism in Eukaryota, Metazoa, Chordata, Mammalia, Rodentia, Cricetidae.
CGGCUUGGAACCGCGGCGGCGGCGGCUGACGCAGGGAUCCCGCGGCGGCGGCGGCGGCGGGGCGACGGCGCCCGCGACUGGGCUGGUGUCCCUGGCUGAGCAUGGUAGCAGCCUGUGGUCUGGGUUUCCUCAUCUGGUGUCAGGCACACCCUGAAGAGCCAGCAAGCUUGGGCACCCACGGCCCAGCUCAUGACAGCGUGAUCUACCUGCCCCAGCCUGGCCAUCUGAUGGGGACACAAGCUGAGUGAUUUGAGAAAACACCAGAGACAUCCUCGCACAGGUGACUAAAUGGUGGACUCUGUGACAAGUGGCUUUUAGUAAUGGCCAGCUAGGCAUGAGCGGCCCCCGAGGUCGCCUGUGACUUCUGGAAGUAGAGGUCUGCAAGUCUGUCACACCGGCUGCCCCUGCUCAUGGGGCCUCAGGAGCCCCCGGGAGCCACGUGACUGUCCAGACCCCACCAGACCCAGCCAUGGCUGGCGCUGAGGGAUUCCAGUACAGGGCUGUGUAUCCAUUCCGCCGGGAGCGGCCUGAGGACCUGGAGCUGCUGCCUGGAGACCUACUGGUGGUGAGCCGGGUGGCCCUGCAGGCCCUGGGCGUGGCAGAUGGAGGGGAGCGUUGUCCACACAACGUGGGCUGGAUGCCCGGCUUCAAUGAGCGCACUCGGCAGCGAGGGGACUUCCCUGGAACGUAUGUGGAGUUCCUGGGGCCCGUGGCUCUGGCUCGACCAGGACCUCGCCCACGAGGCCCCCGUCCAUUGCCUGCCAGGCCCUUGGAUGGGCCUUCCGAGUCAGGCUUCACGCUGGCAGAGCUGGCAGAGCUGUUCUCUCCACCUGACCCUGCUCCACCCGUCCUGGUGAAGCUGGUGGAGGCCAUUGAGCAAGCAGGACUGGACAGUGAAUGCUACAGUAGGCCGGAGCUGCCCGCACCUCGGACAGACUGGUCCCUGAGUGACGUGGAGCAGUGGGACCACACCGCCUUGUGUGAUGCUGUUAAGGGCUUCCUGCUGGCGUUACCUACAGCCGUGGUGACUCCUGGGGCUGCAGCAGAGGCACACCGGGCACUGCGGGAGGCUGCAGGACCCGUGGGACCCGUGCUGGAACCCCCAACACUGCCACUGCACCAGGCGCUCACACUGCGGUUUCUGCUGCAGCACCUGGGCCGUGUGGCCCGCAGGGCGCCUGCACAGGCUGCAGCUGUCCACUCGCUGGCCAGCACCUUUGGGCCACUGCUGCUUCGCACGCCUCCUCCAGGGGGUGACACUGAUGGGAGUGAGCCUGGGCCCGACUUCCCAGUGCUGCUGUUGGAGAGGCUGCUGCAGGAACACGUGGAUGAGCAGGACGCCGCCCCCCCAGCACUACCACCCAAACCCGCUAAGGCAAAGCCAGCCCCCACAGCCCUGGCCAACGGAGGGACCCCGCCCUCACUUCAGGAUGCGGAGUGGUACUGGGGAGACAUCUCCAGGGAAGAGGUGAAUGAGAGGCUCCGAGACACGCCUGAUGGCACCUUCCUGGUCCGAGAUGCAUCCAGCAAGAUCCAAGGAGAGUACACGCUCACCCUCAGGAAAGGUGGGAACAACAAGCUGAUCAAGGUUUUCCACCGGGAUGGCCACUAUGGCUUCUCAGAACCUCUCACCUUCUGCUCCGUGGUAGAGCUCAUCUCCCACUACCGCCAUGAGUCGCUGGCCCAGUAUAAUGCCAAGCUGGACACGCGCCUGCUCUACCCCGUGUCCAAGUACCAGCAGGACCAGGUGGUGAAGGAGGACAGCGUGGAGGCUGUGGGCGCCCAGCUCAAAGUUUACCACCAGCAGUACCAGGACAAGAGCCGAGAGUAUGACCAGCUAUAUGAGGAGUACACGCGGACCUCCCAGGAGCUCCAGAUGAAGCGCACAGCCAUAGAGGCCUUCAAUGAGACCAUCAAGAUCUUCGAGGAGCAGGGGCAGACGCAGGAGAAGUGCAGCAAGGAGUAUUUGGAGCGCUUCCGGCGGGAGGGCAACGAGAAGGAGAUGCAGAGGAUCUUGCUGAACUCUGAGCGGCUGAAGUCUCGCAUCGCGGAGAUCCACGAGAGCCGCACGAAGCUGGAGCAGGACCUGAGGGCGCAGGCCUCGGACAACCGCGAGAUCGACAAGCGCAUGAACAGCCUCAAACCCGACCUCAUGCAGCUGCGCAAGAUCCGGGACCAGUACCUCGUGUGGCUGACCCAGAAAGGUGCCCGACAGAGGAAGAUCAACGAGUGGCUGGGAAUCAAGAACGAGACAGAGGACCAGUAUUCCCUGAUGGAGGACGAGGACGCCCUGCCCCACCACGAGGAGCGCACGUGGUACGUGGGCAAGAUCAACCGCACGCAGGCCGAGGAGAUGCUGAGCGGCAAACGGGACGGGACCUUCCUCAUCCGGGAGAGCAGCCAGCGCGGCUGCUACGCCUGCUCCGUGGUGGUGGACGGCGACACCAAGCACUGCGUCAUCUACCGCACGGCCACGGGCUUCGGCUUCGCGGAGCCCUACAACCUGUACGCCUCCCUGAAGGAGCUGGUGCUGCACUACCAGCACGCCUCGCUGGUGCAGCACAACGACUCGCUCACCGUCACGCUGGCGCACCCCGUGCGCGCCCCCGGGCCCGGCCCGCCCGCCGCCCGCUGAGCCCGGCCCUGCCCGCUGAGCCCGGCCCUGCCCGGGCGCUCCGAGAUUUUCAAGCCAUAGCCCGG